UGGAGGCGGCGCCUGCGCAGUGGUGCUGCCCUGAGGGGGGCUGUUUGGCCAGCUGGGCUUCUGUUUACAGCCGUGGGACGCGGCGUGUGGCUGGGCGGGUGCGGGAGAGUUGGCGGCUCGGAAGGCCGGCGGAGGCGGCUGGCGCUGGAGGAACAGGCUUGAUUUGUGGAACCGGCGUGGACGAUGGGAGGCGCAGUGAGCGCGGGAGAAGACAACGACGAGUUGAUCGAUAACCUGAAGGAGGCUCAGUACAUUCGGUCGGAGCUGGUAGAGCAGGCCUUCAGGGCGGUCGACCGGGCUGACUAUUACCUGGAGGAAUUCAAGGAGAACGCUUACAAAGAUUUGGCCUGGAAACAUGGGAACAUCCACCUCUCUGCCCCCUGCAUUUACUCCGAAGUCAUGGAAGCUCUGGACCUACAGCCUGGACUCUCCUUCUUGAACCUGGGAAGCGGCACCGGUUAUCUGAGCUCCAUGGUCGGCCUCAUCUUGGGUCCUUUUGGAAUAAACCAUGGCGUUGAGCUUCACGCUGAUGUUAUAGAUUAUGCAAAGCAGAAACUGGACUUCUUCAUCAGAACAAGCGACAGCUUUGACAAGUUUGAGUUCUGCGAGCCGUCCUUUGUCUCCGGAAACUGCUUAGAAAUCUCUCCAGAAAGCUCGCAAUACGACCGCGUCUACUGUGGAGCCGGCGUCCAGAAGGAACACGAAGACUACAUGAAGAACUUGCUGAAAGUCGGGGGGAUUCUUGUCAUGCCCCUGGAGGAGAAGCUGACGAAGAUUACUCGCACAGGCCCUUCCGCCUGGGAGACCAAGAAAAUCUUGGCUGUUUCCUUUGCUCCUCUAAUCCAACCCAACCACUUAGAUUCAGGGAAGUCAAGACUGGUUCAUUUGCCCCCAGUGUCGGUUCGCAGCCUACAGGACCUGGCUCGCAUCGCCAUCCGCGGCACCAUUAAAAAGCUGAUCCAUCAAGAAGCAGCCAGCAAAAACGGAAACGGCCUCCGAAACCCACCGCGGUUUAAACGGAGGCGCAUCCGGCACCGCCGGAUGGAAACCAUCGUCUUCUUGGACAAAGAGGUCUUUGCGAGCCGGAUCGCCAACCCUUUGGAGGAUAAUAAUUGUGAGGAAUUGGAAGAAGAUUGCAGGGAAGACGUGGAGAAACCUAUGCCGGAACUGAAGCCCGAACCGGCUACAAACACCUUGAGAGAGAAGAUUCUCGGCCUGCCUCUCCCCGAUCCUUUGAAAUAUUACCUGCUUUAUUAUAGAGAGAAAUAAGGAGCCUUGGGAAGCCGAUCCGUCAGGGAGGGAGGCAGGACAAUAACACAACUCGGCAGGGCUGACAAAAAACGCAAGGCCACUUGCUUGCCUUUUCACACAAACCCACCCGCGUGGGGUGAGAGUUAAACUGGGGAACACGGCUGCCAGGAAUUUUAAAAUAAUGGGAUAGCCUUUUCCUUCCCCCACCCCACUCCCACUCCCACCCAAGACCCUUUCCCUUGAUUUGAGUGCUCCGGUUUUGUCCUAAGCAGGACUUCCUUGGUGAGGAAGAGAGUGCGGCAAGCCAAUCCCGUAUAUCUGACAGAAGAGAGGGGUUUCGUGCCGGUAAAAAACAACAACAACAACCACCCUGAAAGGAAAAUCACACAUUUGCUGAAAUAUUUGUGAAUAUCUCCACUGUUUGUUUGUUUUUUUUUUGUUUGUUUGUUCCUCCCUCCCUCUCUCGCUCUCUUCCAGGAAGCAGUUUCAGGAAUUAUAUAUAUAUAAAUAUGAAUAAAUUCUUAUCGGGCGAGUGAGGCUGGGAGGCUGGCCUCAGCUGAACCACUAGGGCUGCCUUCGCAUCGGAUGUUUAAGCAGAGCUUUUGCAAGAAGGGGAACGAUUCCCCAGAGACGACGAUCUGGGGAUAAAAAACCCAGAAGAGAUUUUCAUCCUGUACGAUUAAAAAGGAGAGAGGCCAAAAAAAAAAAAAAAGGCCGUGUGCGGCUUAAGCAAGGACAGUCAAAUCAACGACACCUUAACGCUGCAGCAGCCUUAGACUUUUUUUCAUUGGCUCGCCUGAAAGUUGGCUGGGAUUUAUCAUUCCCUGCACGGAUUUCAGGUGAUGAAGAAGGAGAGGCGCCAGAGAAGGAAAACAGUUCCUUCAAACCCACCUGGCCUUGUCCGAGGUCCGUUGAAAUCAAGUAUGUCACGGAGAGAUAAAACCGGGCACCUUGUUUGAAUUCAGGUGGUUAGUUAUCCAGACAGGAAGCGCCUGGAGAAAACUACCAGUGGCUGGGUGGGCUCUUGUGUCUUUACCCCCAGCCCAUCCUACCACCACCCCAGGGUCUUCUACUUUAGCAGAAAGGCUAAAAACUCAACAUUAUGUUCCCUCCCCCCCCCCUUUUUUUUUAAAAAAUUUUAUUUUAUAGAGGCUACGGUAAAGCUUACUUCGAAAACAUGGCACAAGGCUUCUUAAAUGUCCCCUAACGCACAAAUCCUUCUGGAAAGUAGAUUGGUUUUUGGGUUGGAAUUUAGAGUGAGCAGAAGCAGUCGUUAAAAAUUUUAGGGCUUUUUUUUUUUCCCCUCUCUCCCUUCCAGCUGAAAUAUUGGACAGGAUCAUCUGAUAUUCCCCAGAGGAAGGGGGCCGAAGAUAGUUUUCAGUUUGCUUUAGAUUUCCUGUGGAACGUUUUUAACUUCUCAGUGUUCGCGGUUCAGCUGCUUUGACUUAGAAAACAGUGAGCCAGAGGUUAAUAUUAUUUUUUAUUUUUAUUUUAAGCUGAAAUGCAGGCAAAUCUCCCCACCCGCCCACCACCGGGUUUUUAGCUCUGGCAAAGCAACUCUCCUCAUUAAAGUAAGGCGGCGAUGUCCUGCGGGCUUACCGGGAGCCGAAUAAACCCGUGCUUUGUGGUCCCCAUCAGGGGAGAGACACCCCCUCCCCGCCCUGCCCCCAGUCUAGUUGGCACUGCAUGUGCAAUGUUGUGUUCCAUGUUGUGUCCUCUGAAGCUUUGUGUCAACCAUAGCGGAACGAUCGUUUUGUAGAGCUCUCGGUAAUAACAGUUAAAACUGUGCUGAAUUUCCUUCGGUAACUUUCAUUUUUGCUCUGAACGAUGCCAUUAAAAUUGUUCGAUGCUCCGUAUCUCUUUUCUUCGACUGAGUCGGUCUUGUUGGGCCUUUUGGGCUGUCAUCGUCUCGGGUGAACGGCCCAUCAACUUUGACAUCAUAGGUGUCGUCUUAACCUAUGGUCAGGUUCAAGUUUUAAUUGUCCGGAAAGCAGUUUUAUCAAAGAACCUAUGAAAUCCUUCUCUGCCACUUAGGUUUAAUCUUCACGUUUAGUUCGGUAAACGUUCUUCUUUCGGCGUUAAUAAAUCCUGCCCCCCCACCCCGAGGCAUCCUUUUCAUCAACUUUUACUUCUUUCUACUUGUUUUUGGGGUUUUCUCAAGAAAGAACGACCAGAGUUAUUGUGUGAAGGUUUUUUCUUUCAUCUUCACCUUCGUUAAAAACGAUCUAGAAUUCUUUUUUUUUUUUUUCCAGCGCGUAGAAAAACAAAACAAAACCAAGGAUCUUCGGGAGCCCUUUUCUCUUGUUUGGGGUGAAAGAUAGCAAGAUUUGCAAGCCGUUGUGAUUUGUUCAGUUGUCGUUUUUAUCAAUAUACGAAGGUAGAAAAAAAAAUUGUGUGUUUGGGUUGACAGCAUAAUGUGAAAUAACAUAGGCUUUUAACAUUGUGAACAGAAGAGGAAUUGUCAGUGUGGUAUUUCUACACACCAGCAUACACACACACACACACACACACACACACACACACACACACACUGGUUAAUCCGGGUCAGUGUGUUUUAGCCAACUAACGUGGCCUAUGAUAUCUGUUCUUGCAAAAUAUAUAUAUAUACAUAUCGCAGUUCCCUCCAAUGUUUAUUGUUUUCCAGUUUCACAUAAGCAUUCUUUUUUUUUUUGGUAGCUUUGGGAUAGAAUCGCUAAGUUGUACCCUUACGACAAAAGGUUUUGCUUU
Messenger RNA from Ahaetulla prasina, 3978 nucleotides. It is a transcript of the gene PCMTD2, whose product is annotated as protein-L-isoaspartate (D-aspartate) O-methyltransferase domain containing 2. The record is from RefSeq and is a predicted model, not a curated record. Gene Ontology annotation, molecular function: protein-L-isoaspartate (D-aspartate) O-methyltransferase activity. Gene Ontology annotation, cellular component: cytoplasm. Bases 184 to 1269 code for a protein of 361 amino acids. The transcript is spliced from 6 exons. NCBI's taxonomy places the organism in Eukaryota, Metazoa, Chordata, Lepidosauria, Squamata, Colubridae. Gene Ontology annotation, biological process: protein modification process.